CCCCGCCUCCCACGCCACACCAUACCAUACCUAGAUCCUCCACCAGGCGGCGGCCCCGUGCCCGGCCCAUCUCCCCCGUUUCCUCUUCCCCGCGCCGGCGAGUCAGGUGCUGAGACCACUUCCACCGGCCGUCCGCCAUCAGAUCAGAACCAAGGAUGGCCGGCGGCGGCACCAGCAUCAGGAAGUAUGUGGGCGCCCUCAAGGACUCCACCACCGUCAGCAUCGCCAAAGUGAACAGCGACUACAAGCAACUGGACAUCGCCAUCGUCAAGGCCACCAACCAUGUGGAGCGCCCUGCAAAGGAGAAGUACAUCAGAGAUAUCUUCAUGCAUCUUAACUCCGGGAGGGCUCGGGCGGACGUGGCCUACUGCAUCCGUGCCCUUGCGCGACGCCUCUCCAAGACGCGCAACUGGGCGGUUGCACUCAAGACGCUAAUUGUGAUACACCGUGCCCUUCGCGAGGUCGACCCUUCUUUCCGUGAUGAGCUCGUCAGUUACGGAAGAUCUAGCGGCCAAAUGCUACACAUGUCCUAUUUCAAAGAUGACUCCAGCCCUGAUGCUUGGGAUCACUCCGCGUGGGUGCGCAAUUACGCUUUGUUUUUGGAAGAGAGGCUCGAAUCUUUCCGUGUGCUGAAUUAUGACGUCGAACUGGAUCCAUUGGGAACACGAGAUGUUGAUACAACUGGUUUGCUUGCACAACUGCCGGCAUUGUCGCAGCUUCUUUUUCGGCUAAUCAGUUGUCAGCCGCAUGGGUCGUCAUCUUAUAACACCAUAAUCCAGCAUGCCCUUGCAAUGGUUGCUACGGAGAGUAUUAGGAUCCAGACAGCCAUCAAUGAUGGCAUACUCAAUCUAGUUGACAAGUUCUUCGAUAUGCAAAGGGACGACGCUAUUAGGGCCCUUGAUAUAUACAAAAAAGCACUCAAGCAGGCAGGGCAACUUUCUGGAUUUUACGAGACGUGUAGAACCAUACAUAUUGGGCGGGGUGAGAAGCUGUUAACAAUCGAACAGCCUCCUGCGUCAUUCUUGCAAGCCAUGGAAGAUUAUGUGAGAGAUGCUCCUCUUGCUUCAAAAAAUCAGGCUGUACUGGCAAUAGAGUACAACAGAAAACCAGAAGAGGAAGAAGCAUCAACUCCACCACCUCCUCCUCCUCAAGUAUCAACUUCAGAGAAAGAACCGGAACCAGAGCCGGUUAAAGAAGUCGCGCCCAGAGUCGAGCAAAUAGAUUUGCUGGGGAUGGAUGAACCGAUCCCUGACAUGACAGCGCUUGAUCAAAAGAAUGCUUUGGCGCUGGCAAUUGUUGAACCAGAUAACGGGCCUAAAGCUGCUGCUGGUUCCGAAAAUGUCGCCACGAGCUGGGAGCUAGCACUCAUCACAGAACCCAGUGCAACUGAAAAUGUUGCUACUUCGAGAAAUUUGGCCGGUGGAAUGGACCUGCUCACACUCGACAGCCUCUACGACGACGCGCACCAGCACGCGCAGCAGAACGCAAGCUACAACCCCUGGGAGCAGCCGGCACCGGUGGCAUCAUCGGCUCCCAUGGCGUCGAUGAUGCAGCAGCAGUAUCAGCAGCAGCCGAUGCACAACCCGUUGUACGCCUCGGCGCAGCAGCAGCAGGCCUUCAUGCUCCAGCAGCAGCAGGCCUUCGCGCUCCAGCAGCAGCACCAGUACCAGCAGCAGUACCAGCAGAUGAUGAUGAUGGGUGCGCCGUCUCUCCAUCGUCAGGCAUCCUCCAAUCCCUCGUUCCAUCGCCAGGCAUCCUCCAACCCGUCGCUCCAUCGUCAGGCGUCCUCCAACCCGUUCGACAGAUCGUACACGCCGGCAGCCGUCGGCGGUGGUGGUUACCCUUAUGCUCCGGCGAUGCAGCUCCACACCAGCAACGCCUACACUGGAACUGGCAUGAUGUAGAGAUGCUUCUGGUGGUUUUUCCUUUUUGCUUCGCCGUUGCGAUUUUUUUAAGAAGUUAGUAGGAACCUGAUGUAUAGUUGAGAUGAGUAAUAGCAGGGGAAGUAUUUUUCCCCGGCUAUUUGUAGUCAGGACGGUUGCUUGUGCUGUGCAGCCGUGAAGUAUUUGUCCAUGGAAAUUAAAUUCUGGAAACAUGGUGACAAUAUUUGAAACAGGAGAAGAGAGAUGAACAUUAUGAAAAAACUAUGUGGUUGCAACAGAGCAACUUCUCUCUCCGUUUUGGGAUGGGAGAAAAAAUAUAACAUUAUUAAAAA
Hordeum vulgare subsp. vulgare (domesticated barley) is the source of this 2215-nucleotide messenger RNA. Its product is annotated as putative clathrin assembly protein At5g35200. Gene Ontology annotation, cellular component: clathrin-coated vesicle; clathrin-coated pit. Gene Ontology annotation, biological process: clathrin coat assembly; clathrin-dependent endocytosis; vesicle budding from membrane. The record is from RefSeq and is a predicted model, not a curated record. Gene Ontology annotation, molecular function: 1-phosphatidylinositol binding; phosphatidylinositol-4,5-bisphosphate binding; clathrin heavy chain binding. Lineage: Eukaryota; Viridiplantae; Streptophyta; Magnoliopsida; Poales; Poaceae. The coding region runs from base 156 to 1904 and encodes 582 amino acids. The transcript has 16 exons.